Molecule: messenger RNA, 5751 nt
Organism: Ylistrum balloti
Lineage: Eukaryota; Metazoa; Mollusca; Bivalvia; Pectinida; Pectinidae
Product: speckle-type POZ protein-like
Exons: 10
Coding region: 260-1384 (374 amino acids)
Biological process (GO): proteasome-mediated ubiquitin-dependent protein catabolic process; regulation of proteolysis
Cellular component (GO): cytoplasm; nucleus
Molecular function (GO): ubiquitin protein ligase binding
Source: RefSeq, a predicted model, not a curated record
AGCCUUCGGAGCUUUGUGUAUUUUACUGUGAUAUUUCUUCCCGUUUCUCCGGAAUUGGACCUCUUUGAUGAACAGAAUGACGAAGAAGAACCCCAAAACUUAGUAUUAUCAGCGGUGCCAGCUCAGGUAUGUGGAUGUAGCUGCCACAGAAGUCAGGUGUCUUACUGCAGUUGUACCUGUAGCCAGGUUUUAGUGGUGGGUCAUUAACACAAUCAAGCUGGAUCGUGAGGCUACCUCCGCGCCCGACCAUUCUGGGAGAAUGGCGGUGACGCGUGUCCCAACACCACCACCACCAGAAAUGUCCUGUCCUGUGGCAGAAAACUGGUGCUACACACAAGUAAAGGUGGUGAAAUUCUCCUAUAUCUGGACAAUUAAUAAUUUUAGUUUUUGUCGAGAAGAAAUGGGAGAGGUAUUAAAAAGUUCAACAUUCUCAGCUGGGGCCAAUGACAAGCUUAAAUGGUGUCUGCGAGUGAAUCCCAAAGGCCUGGAUGAGGAAAGCAAGGACUACCUAUCUCUUUAUUUGUUAUUAGUAUCAUGUAAUAAAAGUGAAGUACGGGCAAAGUUUAAGUUCUCAAUACUUAAUGCUAAACGUGAAGAAACAAAAGCCAUGGAGAGUCAACGUGCGUACCGGUUUGUUCAAGGCAAAGACUGGGGAUUUAAAAAAUUCAUCAGGCGAGAUUUUUUAAUGGAUGAAACUAAUGGUUUACUGCCUGAUGAUAAGCUUACGAUAUUCUGUGAAGUGUCUGUCGUAGGAGACACUGUCAACGUGUCUGGCCAGUCCAAUUGUACUCCUGUCAAAGUGCCCGAGUGUCGACUCAGUGAUGACCUUGGCAAUCUAUUCGAGAGGUCAUCAUUCAGUGAUGUAACACUGUGUGUAGGAGGCAGAGAAUUCCAAGCACACAAGGCAUUAUUAGCUGCUCGGUCCCUAGUUUUCCAUGCAAUGUUUGAACAUGAAAUGGAAGAACGGAAACAAAACAGAGUAGAAAUAACAGAUGUGGAUCAUGAAGUGAUGAGAGAGAUGCUACGGUUUGUGUAUACAGGCAAGGCACCAAAUCUAGACAAAAUGGCAGAUGACCUUCUUGCAGCUGCUGACAAAUAUGCCCUGGACCGGUUAAAAGUUAUGUGUGAAGAAGCUUUGUGUUCAAAUCUAAUUAUAGACAAUGUAUGUGAAGUGUUAGUCCUGGCAGAUCUGCAUAGUGCAGACCAGCUGAAGACACAUGCUAUUGACUUCAUUAAUAGUCAUGCAACAGAUGUGAUGGAGACGGCAGGCUGGAAGACACUUAUAGAGAGCCACCCUCACCUUAUAGCUGAUGCUUUCCGUGCUCUGGCAAGUCAACAAAGUCCACCACUCGGACCUCCACGCAAACGAGUCAAGACUUCAUAGUGAUAAUAUCUGGGUAGGACAUGAAUGCAACUGACAUUAAUUUAGGUUCUUGUCUCUACACUCUGGAUAAGUUAGUACAUCAAUGAAAAUGACACCUACAGAAUCCUGUCUCUACACUACGAACUGGGUAGGACACAAUUGAUGACAUUGACAUUGUUUAAAUCCCUGUCUGUAGUUGUGAUGUGAACUGUUGCACAGAGCAGAUUGAAAAUACUGUGUGUGGCUGUCCAGCAUGUGGACUCGUGCAUUUGGAUAUUAGAAAUGUGCUAGUCUGAUGCAUUAUGUAUUCAUCAAAAACAAGAAAAAAAUUUACAUUUACCAUGGAAAUUUUUUGUGCUUUCAUAAGUUAUAAAAAAAAAAGUGAAGUUUGCAACCCCCUUUUUACUCAACAACUGAUAUGUCACUCCACAUGUAUGGAUGUGAUGAAGAUACAUUGCAUGGACCAGAUGUGUAAAAGAAUCAUGACUGCAUUUUACUUGACUAGGUUAAAAUGGUUCCGUGUGGUCAAUUUUAAUUUAUGGACAAUUUAAAGAAUAUUUAUAUUUGAUUUGUGUAGAGAAGUAUAUUUGAACCAGUUCAGAUCAGAAAUUAAAUUAACUAUAGUAAUUUCUAGUAAUUGUAUCAGUCUAUCUGGUAUGUAUUAAAAUAAACGUUUUAUCUGUUCUCAAACACAGGUCAAGCAUGACCCUUUAUUUAUUGUCAAUAUUAAUAUUUUUUUGUAAAUUCUUACGAUUAUAAUGAUUAUAAUAUGAUGAUUUGUAUGAAAAGAUUGGCAUUGAUAAAAGUUGUUUUGAAAAUGUGUUAAUAUAUUUCCAUAAAAUCAUUUAAACUUUUCAGCUCAUCUUCUGGUAAUGGUUGGUUAAUUAAAGCGCCUUGUCCAGCAUCUGGCAAUUCUAGUCUGUCCAUCCUUAAACAAUAUCUGGAGAUACACAAGAUAAAUCGUUCUCAAAUUUCAUACGUAGGUGCACCUUGGUCCCAAGUUGUUCAUUUUGGGACCGAUCAGGGGGAGACUGACAACCAUUGUUGAUUUUGAUGUAGUUUGUUAUCAUUUUAGGCGAAGUGUUGGAUGGAUCAUUCUCAUUUUCAUUUGUUGGUUUAUCAUAGUUUUGCAUAUUCAAUUUUAGGCUUGAUCGAAAAAAAAAAAAAGGAUGGCUGACAUAAGACCAUCUUAUUGACAUUGAAAAUUCAUUAAUACUAUUUCUUGAGAAGUAUUAGAUGGAUCUUUCCCUGAUUUCAUAUGGUAAUGCCCCAUGGUCCCUAGUUGUGUUUUGCCAUUUUGAUUUUUUGACGGAUCAGAAAAACAAAAUGGCCGACAGAUAACCAUCAGAAAUUUGUUAAAGAUUGGUAUCACUAUUUCUUAAAAGGAAUUUUCAAAUUUCCUAUAAUUAAAAGAAAGAACAGAGGAAAGAAUAGAAAAGUGAGGAAAAGACCAAACAUUUAAAGAAAUCAAGAUCAAACAAUGAUGGGUGUCACGAUCCCUUUGGGAACUCAUAUUUGAAUGUUUAGGUUGUACUGUUAUCAGAGAAAACCAUUACUUGUUCUAGUGCGAAAUAUGCUAUAUCUUGUUCCUAGCUCUUGAACAUAAUUUCAUAAUUUUUGUAGGAAAGAAACAAAUGGAAUAUAAAAGAAAUUGCUUUGGGCGGGAGUAAAAUAUGCAUUGAUAUUGUUUUGGCAUUCAAAUAGUUAAGGAAUUUGAAGUGUUUGCAAUGUAAUUUGAUCUGAACUGUUUUAAAUUUACUUCUGAAGUCUAUAGAAGUCUUAUGCUCUGUAUCUUUUCUAGUACAGUGUAUUUGUGAAAGGAAAUAGUAAAGUAAUUAUUAAUAUACCUUAUUUAUGCAGCAAUGAGCUCAUGCUUUGUAAUGACUCACCCUUUUAUAUUUUACAUCAGCUGAAGUGACAACAAAUGAUUUAUGCUGCUCUGCUAUCAGUGAAAUAAUAUCCCAAUGCAGAAAUUUCUGUAAUGACAAAUGUAACAUGUCUGAGCGGAGAUGUGAUUGACUGAAGGUCAUGUCACAUGCUUCGUGACAUCCCAAAAAAAGAAGAGAAAAAGAGUGAGAGUAUGGCCAGUUCAGAUUUUGAAUUGGUUCAGUAAUAUGCUAUUUUCACAUAUGUUUGUAAAAGUGUUGUGUCAAACAAACUCAUACAUUCAUUUCUAUUUCAUUUGAUUGAUGAAACUCUUUCAUAAAUGCAACACUAGUGAGUGGGUGAAAUGAAUCAUACUAAGACAUGUUUCAUGAAUCUCGUAUGAAUGGAAACUCAUGAAAGAUCCUUUAACAGCCCACCUUCCUACAUUGAGUCUGAGGCUGGGUGAGCUUAUUUCAGCAUAAAUAUGGUAAUGCCAACCUUUUCUGUAAAUUGAAAUUAGUAUAUUGUAUCAUAAAAAUUAAGUUGUUGAUACACAGAAGAAGUAUACAAGUUUUGAUUGUCAUUUAUAUGUAUUAUUUAUUGAAUGAUAUCCUGGGCAGGUGCUUGGGUCAAAGCAGAUCUUGGUGACAGGGCACAGAACUUUUGACCGUUUUUGGUACAUGUAUUGAACUGAUCUGAAACAAAAUUUUUUGUCACAUUGUCCAAAAUAGUAAUCAUUUAUUGUACGAAAACAUAGAUGAAUUCCAUUUCCUUUUAGAGAGAGAGGGAGAGAAAUUGCAUAUUUUAUUCUUCAAAAAUUUAUUCAAUGAAAAUACAAUUAUAGCAUGAAAUAGCUUUUCUUUAUUUUGUGUCUAGUUCAUAGGCUACCAUGUGACAUCUUGUGUAGGUUUUAAUGUUACAUUGAAAACAUUUUUGGAGUUUCUUGCCUAACAAUUUUAAUCUUCAUAAAUUCAGUGUAUUGUAAAGUAAGUAAUUUAGAUGAAUGAUUUGUUAUCAUUUUGUAAUGAUAUUAAUGUUUGAGUGUAUGCUUACCUCCAUUUCUGUAAAAAGCCAAACAAAAACUAUUGUCUUUCUAGCAACAUAGUCAGCACAAGCUGUACACUGAUGUAAUGCAUGCACAAGGAAAACAUUCAAUAUUUCUAAAAUUUUGAAAAAGAUAUCUUUCCAUUGUGUACUAGUGCUGAAUUUCAAUUUAUAUUUGCAUGAACAAUGCAUGUGCUUUGCCUUGUUAUGAAAUAUAAUGAAGUCUUAUUUUUGCUUAAUAUUUAUAUGACGUGACAAGUGUGUAUGCAGAAAAGAAUACUCUUUUUAAGUGGGAAAUUGUUCAAUGUGGUUAGAGUUAUCUUUCUUGGGUCUUAUUGUAUGUAUGAUAUAAAGACAAACCCCCUCCAUCACAUUUACAUCCACUCCAUUCUCCCUUACACAUUCAUUUUAUAGAAGUAGAACUUGAGAAGAAAAGCCAGCUGAAAUGUCAUAAAUGUUAUCACUACUUUCCCAUCAGACUUGAUCAUUUUAAGUGGUCCAAGACAAUUUUCCAUGUAUUUAAAACUGAAAAAAAUCUUCCCUUAUGGUUGUUUAAAGACUCAUCCUGUAAGAAAAAGUGUAUAAAGCCAUGUCAGUAGAAAAUGUACACAGUCAGCAAAAUUAUGUAAAGACAAAGUAGCGAUUACACAUAUUUGUAUGAGUGUUCUGUAUUGUAUAAAGUUCUUUGUCAGUUGAUUAUGAUUAAUUUACCUUUUCUUUAAGAAUGUUAAACCAUGGCACUUGCUUAUGAUCAAUUAACUAUCCAAAUGUACAUGUGAUUAAUUCCUUGAUCAGUGACAGUAUCAGUUUCAUGCAAGGUACAAAAAGUCAAAGACCAAGAGUCAUUGAUGCAUUUAAUAAAAGUGAUGAAUAGAAAAAAAACAUUAAUGGCAUACAGAAAGAAUUGUUAUCAUGCACAUUAUCAAUUUAUAAUUUCAUACGGCUGCACAAAGUGCUGAAAUACAAUAUGAUUUUGUCAUACUUUACUACCUUGUGCAGGCAUGUUAUUUGGUUAAAUGCUCAACACGUUCUGCAUCUGUAUCAAUCUUUUAAAGUUCCAUCCUCCAUUUGAUUUUUUUAAGUAAUUGUUGUCAGAAGCAAUGAGUAUGAACUUAAACAAACAUUUGAACAAAAUUAAAUGUUGAGCUCUACAAAUGGUCACCCUAAAAUUCUGGUACACCCAGUCUCAUUAUAUUCUAGUUAACAUUGAAAAUAUUCUCAAAUACAACCAUGAGUAUUUGGUGCAAUGCAUCUUGAUUUUUUAAUUGUGAUUAGAGAUACAUAUAAACAAGUUAGUUUUGUUUUCUUGGUGCAGAAGUGUUUUCUAUUUAACUAAUGGUACUUGUUGCAUAUAUGAAUGAUGCAAUUAAUUUAUUUCAUGAAAUAUUGUGGUAUUAGUUAAGUACUAGUAUCAUUCCUUGUCAAGUUUUUUUUUAUCUGAUCAUUGUUGUGUAAAUAAAUCAGUGAUAUCAAAGCAA